CAUCAACAUUCACACAUCUUCAUUUUCACGCUCUCUCUAAAACAACAAUUUCCAGUUUUUCAACUUUUUCUCUCUAGAACAAGAAUGUCAGGAAGAGGAAAGGGAGGCAAGGGUUUGGGAAAGGGAGGAGCAAAGCGUCACAGGAAAGUUCUUCGUGAUAACAUCCAAGGUAUCACUAAGCCUGCUAUUCGUCGUCUUGCUCGAAGAGGCGGUGUUAAGCGUAUCAGCGGUCUGAUCUAUGAAGAGACACGUGGCGUCCUCAAGAUCUUCUUGGAGAAUGUGAUUCGUGAUGCUGUGACUUACACUGAGCAUGCGAGGAGGAAGACGGUGACUGCCAUGGAUGUUGUGUAUGCUCUCAAGAGGCAAGGAAGGACUCUUUAUGGUUUCGGUGGUUAGGUUGAGUCUAAUUUGGGGUUCUAGGGUUUGGGGGUGAUGAAUUGGGGGAAAUGUGGUUGAUAAGAAGUAGUUUCUGGGUUUGGUGAAAUUAGGGUUUAGAAUUUGUAGAUCUUUUGUGUUUUGAUGGCUAUUAUUAGGUAUGUAGUGGUGGUGUUAUGCUUGUAAUUGUUGGUUAUGAUUUAAUGAAAUGAAUAUCUCGUUCAAUCUAUUAUUUGUAUUCA
Molecule: messenger RNA, 617 nt
Organism: Chenopodium quinoa (quinoa)
Lineage: Eukaryota; Viridiplantae; Streptophyta; Magnoliopsida; Caryophyllales; Amaranthaceae
Product: histone H4
Exons: 1
Coding region: 85-396 (103 amino acids)
Biological process (GO): nucleosome assembly
Cellular component (GO): nucleosome
Molecular function (GO): structural constituent of chromatin; protein heterodimerization activity; DNA binding
Source: RefSeq, a predicted model, not a curated record